Molecule: messenger RNA, 1257 nt
Organism: Sesamum indicum (sesame)
Lineage: Eukaryota; Viridiplantae; Streptophyta; Magnoliopsida; Lamiales; Pedaliaceae
Source: RefSeq, a predicted model, not a curated record
UCAAUAUUGCCUAACCAACAAAUCUCUACAUGAGAGAACCUCGUACGUGAAAUUGGAAACCCUUUGUUCCCUUCCAACAAUAUCCCUUAUUGAAACGUACUCUUGAUGCAAUUAAGGUAAUCUACUAAAACUAGUUACCAAACAUGAAACUUCCCGAAUUUUCAUAAGAUCGAUCCCUUCAACUAUAUGUAGUGGGCCUUGGCGAAGUAUUCAGCUCAUUCAAUCAUUCAUCAUCUUCUUGCAACCAUCGACUUUCUUGCAAGAAAUUAAUCUUAAUGGCUGACUACACCAAAUCGUGUAUUGUUUUGAUGUUCUUGAUGAUGGCUUUCUUGGAAGGGUCGAUGGGUGCUGUGUACAAAGUUGGUGAUUCUGCUGGUUGGACUAUUACCGGAGUUGACUAUGAAAAAUGGGCCUCUGCUCAUACGUUUAAAGUCGGUGACACUGUAGAUUUCAAAUACGACCAUCAAUUCCAUAACGUGAUGGAAGUGAGCAGGCAGGAUUUCGAGUCAUGCAACUCUAGUUCGCCAAUACUUAACUACACUACCGGGCAUGACUCGGUCAAGCUAACGUCCGGUGGCCACCAUUACUAUCUCUGUGGCAUUCCCGGUCAUUGUGCUGCCGGACAGAAGAUUGACAUCUUUGUCCGGAGCCCGAGUGACACUUGCAGACCCAAAAUUAGUCCUCCUCCUCAUCGCAGUCAUGCAUCGUCGACACCCUUCGUCUCAUUCAAGCCGUGGCGGCGUAGUGCCAAAUUAUUAGACAUGUUCCUUCUUGUUGCCUACGCAAUUUUUGCUUAGUCUCUUCAUAGAUAAGAAAAUAUAGGCUAUAUAUAGCUAGGAUAUAUGGAAAAUUCUUGUUCGAAUUAGGCUAGAUCGAACUAUAUGAAUUAUAGAGCAAACGUGGUACACUUGACAUAUGAUUGGUCACUCUGCCUAAACUGUACACUAAUCACAAGAUAAGUGUAUUGCACUUGCCAUACAAUUUAUUCAGGUCCGACCAAACUCGAUUUAGAUUAAAAUUUCCCAAGACAUAGUAAGUUUAGACAGUUCAAUUUCCUUUAACACACAAAUUCUCCACCCUCUGAUCUAUUAAUCAUAAAUAAACAACACCGCAUAGACGAUUAAAGAAAAUAAGAGCAUUUAUUUUACAUAAAAGAAAAAACAUUUUACUUAAUUUUGUAUUACACUGGCCUGGAAACAGUAACCUGAAAAUUCUAAAAAAAAAAUAAAGAAUAGAGGCAGUAUGUAAGAGAAAAAA